This is a messenger RNA of Beta vulgaris subsp. vulgaris (sugar beet), 4151 nucleotides long. Its product is annotated as pentatricopeptide repeat-containing protein At1g79540. Gene Ontology annotation, molecular function: protein binding. Lineage: Eukaryota; Viridiplantae; Streptophyta; Magnoliopsida; Caryophyllales; Amaranthaceae. The record is from RefSeq and is a predicted model, not a curated record. Bases 213 to 2576 code for a protein of 787 amino acids. The transcript has 6 exons.
UUAAACAAACACAAGUACUCUAAGAACUCACUCAUCUCCUUCUUCUGUCUUUCCCUUCAUAAAUCAUAGAUAACCCACACAUCUUUCUAAAAGUUAGAACAUCCCACACUUCCAAGAACUUAUGUUAAUCAAUUGGGUUCAAAUUCCUCAUUUCUGAACCAAAAACCUCCGUAGAACUGUCAAAUUUUGAUAGAUUAUCCAUCAAAUUAACAAUGAAAGAAGUAGCUAAUCUAAUUCAACGACCCAUUACCCGGCGUUCUCUUUGGAGAUUAUUCAAUCCAUGUAAAAUAACCCAAAAAGUGCUCUACAUUCUGGAGAAAUAUAACCCAAUUGAGCCCCAUCUUGAUCCAGUUGCCCACAUUCUCAAUCCAAGUAUUGUGUCAUCAAUAUUGGAGAAACCUCCAAAUCUUCAAAUGGGUUUUCGAUUUUUCAUCUGGGCAUCGAAGCGGCGGGCUCUCCAAGCUUGGAAGAUGAAUGAGUUGGUUGUUAAUAACAUUUUGGAAAACCACACUGGAUUUGAUCUUUGUUGGGAUACCCUCCAUGAGCUCAAGCAAUGUGGGGUUGAAAUCCCAUCUGAAGCCUUUUUGUUGCUGAUUUCGGGGUAUUGGAAGGCGGGGGAUGCAGAGAAGGCAGUCGAAUCGUUCGGUAAGAUGAAGGAUUUUGAUUGCAAACCUGAUAUAUAUACUUAUAAUGCCAUUUUGUAUAUUAUGGUACAAAAGCAGGUGGUUUUGUUAGCAUUAGCUGUGUAUAAUCAAAUGUUGAAGUACAAUUGCAGUCCUAAUGUAGCUACUUAUAGCAUUUUGAUGGAAUGUUUGUGUAAAAGUGGGAAAAUAAAUGAUGCUCUUUCUCUGUUCGACGAAAUGACCCAGAGAGGGAUAUUUCCUAAUAAUAUAACGUAUACGAUUCUAUUGUCGGGUUUGUGUCGAGCUAAUAGGACUUUUGAUGCUCAAGUUUUGUUAAAUAAAAUGACUAGUAGUGGCUGUCCUCCUGAUUCAAUUACUUGUAAUGCUAUGCUUGCUGGGAUUUGCAAGGCAGGUAGGAUUGAUGAAGCAUUUAUGCUUUUGAAACAUUUUCAAAAUCAAGGGUAUACACUAGGGAUUCGUGGUUUUAGUUGUCUAAUUGACGGCUUGUUUAGAGAUGGGAGGUUUGAGGAAGCUAACAUGUGGUUCCGUAAAUUGUGUGAGGCAAAUGUAACUCCUGAUCUUAUAUUGUACACUAUUAUGAUCCGAGGUUACGCAAAGGUACAGAAGGUCAAGGAUGCUUGGAAAUUUGUUCAAGAGAUGAUGGAUAGAGGUGUGGCUCUAGAUACUCAUUGUUAUAAUACUUUGAUUAAAGGUUUUUGUGAUAUGGGUCUUUUGGAGGACGCACGGUUGCUGAAGCAUGCGAUUUUAGAGAAUAAUUGCUUCCCUGACACGUGGACUUAUACCAUCCUCAUAUGUGGCACUUGCAGAAACGGGAUGGUUGGAGAAGCCAUGCGAUUUUUGGAAGAGAUGGAGAGAGUUGGAUGCUAUCCUUCAGUUAUAACAUUCAAUGCACUCAUUGAUGGGUUAUGCAAGGCAGGGCAAUUUGAGGAAGCGCGUCUCUUGUUCUACAAGAUGGAAAUAGGUAGAAAUCCGUCUUUGUUUCUUCGUCUUUCUCAAGGCACUGACCGUGCAGUGGAUAAAGAAAGCCUUCAAAACUUGAUUGCACGGUUAUGUGAUUCGGGGUUGUAUCUUAAGGCCUAUAGGCUUUUAGCGAAGCUGGCUGAUAAUGGAGUUUUACCUGAUACUACGACUUAUAAUAUCCUCAUAAAUGGCUUAUGCAAGAGUAAGAACUUAAAUGGCGCUUUAAAGAUCUUCAAAGAAUUACAACUCAAGGGACUUACUCCUGAUUGUGUAACCUAUGGAACCCUUAUCCAUGGGCUUUAUAGAGUUGAUAGAGAAGAGGAAGCAAUUGGUUUGCUAAAGGAUAUGAUGAAGAAUGGGUGUUCACCCGAUUCGAAUGUCCACAAAACAAUAAUGACUUGGUUAUGCCGUAAGAAGAAGGUUGCAAUGUCCUUUGGUCUGUGGUUGGAUUACCUUAGGAGCCUUGAAACUCAGGAUGAGGAAGCAAUCAAAUUGAUUGAAGAACAAUUUGGGAGAGGAGAUUUGAAGGAAGCAGUCUGUGGCUUGCUGAAGAUGGACUUUAAGUUGAACAACUUUGAUGUGGGACCAUAUACAAUAUGGCUAAUUGGGCUGUGUCAAGCUCGGAGAGUAGAUGAUGCUUUGAAUGUUUUUAGUGCUCUUCUGGAAUUUGAUGUGACUUUAACUCCGCCAAGUUGUGUGAAGUUGAUAUGGAUUCUCUGCUCACAAUUAAAACUUGAUCAGGCUGUAGAUGUUUUCCUCUAUACUCUAGAAAAGAAAAUUAUGUUAAACCCACCCAUUUGCAAUCAGAUGCUUUGUGCUCUCUUGAGUUCUCAGGCAUAUGUGAAGCAUGCUUUUGAUGUUUUGGGAAAGAUGGAAUCUGUGGGUUACGACCUGGAAAUUCAACUUUAUCGAAGAACCAAGUCGCUCUGGCAAUAUCAUUUAAGUAUACAAGAGGUGGCGAUGGCUAGCUAAAUUUGCCCCUUUGAUGUCACCUGAAUGAAGCAACAAAAGCUGCCGUUUGAAUUGGGGAUGGAGGAACCUUUGAAUAAUUACUCUGCAUUGGUGAAAUCAGUUUGUACCAUGUCAAGAUCUCCUUUUCAGCUGUCACCAAAGAGAAUUGCUUUGCCAACAGUAUGAUAAAAAGAUAUUUGAUGCCAUAUGUUUUGACAUUGUGGGCAGAAAUGCUUGAAAUGUCAGGUGUUUCACAUUUACUUUUGAUAAGCCCUUGAAGUAGGAAGCAAUCUCUAAUGCACGCAAAGUAUGCUUUUGGAAUAUUGCAACGAACUAUUGCCAAGAUGCUGUGAUUUCCCCCUCUAUGUUCUUCUUCUGGAUUUAGCCAGCAAAACUAUUUAUCAAGUACAUAAUGCUUGAUGAUGUGAAUGAUGGCGAGCUGCCAGAAUGUCAGCUUGGCAACUUGCUACUUGCUAGAGACAUUGGAAAUGGUUAAUUUGAUACCAUCCAACCCCAUUGGUAAUACAAGUCGAUUCAGAAUGUCCAAUGUAACAAAAGUCAAAUGUUUUCAGUGUGUUCUUAGAGAGAAACACGAUGUUCAAACGGAAAUGGGCCAAGAUAGUAAUGGUGCAUGUGGUGAGCUCGUGGUAGGUAAACAAGCUAAUCUGUUAGCAGCAAGCACUGGUCUUUUAACUGACAUUGAAGAUCUUCCUCCUUGAUCAUGUAUCAUACUCCAUGAUCUGAGCGGAACAACUUUAAAAGCCCUUGCAUGGAAGUUGGGAUUCACCACCCAUUAACAGCCGAAGUGUUUGCCCUCCACAACGGAUUUCAAGCCUCUAAAUCAAUGGGUAUAACCAAACUCAUUGUGGAAGGAGACAAUAAAGUAUUGAUCAAUAUCUUUAAGCACAAUUUGAACUGCUGCUAGACAAUUGAAUAGCUCGAAGAUAUUCAUUAGUGAUGUGAAAGCUUUCAAAUGAUUCAGUUCAUACACAUUUUCCGCGAAGCAAAUCGAGCCGUUCAUUCCCUCUCAGAAAAGGAUUUCCUAACUUUUUCCUAGCACCCUUCUAGUAAAACCUAAAAAUAAAAGUAUAUCAACACUCUGGAAGGCUUCAGUUAUCACUCUAAGAUGCAAAAGCUUGAAUCUUACAAUUUAUGCUUAGCAAAUGAUAUUGUGAUCUUCUGUCAAGGCAAAAGUAAAUACGCCUUUAUGCUAUUACAAGGGUUCCAGUUCUUUUCUGGUACUAUACUGUGUUGUAAGCAAUUAAAGCUGAAUCUGCUCAUGUAUUACACUGGCAUGGAGAUCUCCAGAGUUCAAACAUUAAGUGAUGCCUUUCGUUUUGUGCUUGGAGUUCCUUGGACGACGUGUUUCAAUCAGUUCUUGUAAACUGUAGAUCGGGCGUGGCUAGUUGAGAAGAUACCAACUUGAAUUGCUGAGCGUGGAAAACUCGCCAUCUCUUUUUAGCUGGCAGGUUACAACUUACAACUCAUAAAUUUAGUGCUCAUGAGUAUGAGUAUAUACUGGCAGUUGGCACAAAUGUUCCUCUUCCUAAAUUUGCUUUCAAGAAGAUAAAGGGAAUAUAUUGCGCUUAUUUAUGG